AUGGCAGAAAACAAGCAAAAGAUAACGAACAAAAAACAAUUCGAGCUGAUGGUUGGCAUACUGGAGAAGAAUCCGACAGUGGCCAAGGGAUUGAAAUUCGCAGAGUGCUCUGGUAUAGGCAGAGGACACUUCAACAAUGUAUGGAGUGACAUCACUGCAACGCUUAAUAGCGCGGGUCCGCCAAUCAGGAAAACGCAGGAGUGGCAAAAGGUGUGGAGCGAUCUCAAACAAAAAAUUAAAAAGAAGCUCCAGCAUAACCAGACUGAAGCGAGAGCUACCGGGGGAGGACCAAAUCGUAUUGUGAUUUUGUCAUCAUAUGAAGAGACAGUGGCAAAUUUAUUGUCCUUCCAAAAAACUAUUGACCAUGAAGGUCCCUCUUUCGGUCUGAAUUUAAGCGUAUCACCAGAGCCACAAUCAUCAAACGCGUGUGAAAUGUCACUGGAUGGAGAAAAUGAUGAAAAUUUGGAAGUGGCUAGAGGUGAAUCGAUUGAUGUGCCAAUAGCGAUUACUCCUGUAAUUUCCAGUCGUCCAUCGUCUAGAAACUACAGGCAUAAAUUGCUGGAACAACAAUCCGAUUACCUUCGAGUACUGGUGGAAAAUAGUCGCGAGAGUCAUCAGCUGCAGAAGGAAGCACUAGAGCUUCAAAAAGAAAAAUUCAUAUUUAAAAAGGAAAAUUUUGCUCGUGCAGAAAAAUACAAAGCAGACGAGUUGCAAUUUCAUCUACAAGUUCUUGAAUACAAGAAAAUGAAGUUGGAAUUGCAGCGCUCUCAAGUGAAUGAAAAUAGAAAAUAA
This is a messenger RNA of Toxorhynchites rutilus septentrionalis, 792 nucleotides long. RefSeq lists its product as uncharacterized. NCBI's taxonomy places the organism in Eukaryota, Metazoa, Arthropoda, Insecta, Diptera, Culicidae. Gene Ontology annotation, cellular component: nucleus. The transcript is spliced from 4 exons. The record is from RefSeq and is a predicted model, not a curated record. The coding region runs from base 1 to 792 and encodes 263 amino acids.